Molecule: messenger RNA, 4590 nt
Organism: Macrosteles quadrilineatus (aster leafhopper)
Lineage: Eukaryota; Metazoa; Arthropoda; Insecta; Hemiptera; Cicadellidae
Product: GTP-binding protein Di-Ras2
Exons: 5
Coding region: 179-1018 (279 amino acids)
Molecular function (GO): GTPase activity; GTP binding
Source: RefSeq, a predicted model, not a curated record
CGGACGCAUCAACCUGUUGCUUGGCUUAGUGUCUGUCGAGUAGUGAUAGCGUAUAGUCGGUCCCGAACAUCACAGACCAGGCUACACGGACGAAUACUUAGGUGGAAGGCAGUGGACGUUAUAUAGAGUGGUCGAGGGUGAGAUGACGCGGACACCUGUAUGAGAGUCGAUCAGCGGCAUGAGUCGCAUGAGAGGUCGCCAUCAGUUCAAGCGACGGUUCAGUCUUCAGCCGUCCUCGUUCCUCAGGGAAGAACCGUCCACAAAUCACAGGACAGAGAGCUAUGCGGAGGAGGACGAGGCCGCAGAGAGCGCGGACACUGUGGGUAAACCGACAAGACUCACACGGCAUAAGAUAGUAGUGAUGGGCGCCGCCAAAGUGGGCAAGAGUUCCUUGAUAUCACAGUUCCUCUACGGCACCUUCAGUGACAAAUACAAGCGCACCGUCGAGGAGAUGCACGAGGGAGACUUCUGCAUGCCUGGCUGUGGCGCAGGACUCACCCUCGAUAUCCUGGACACCUCAGGGGCCUACGAGUUCCCCGCCAUGAGAGCUUUGUCCAUCUCCUCAGCGGACGCCUUCAUUCUGGUGUACUCGGUGGUAGAUUCAGCCAGCUUCGAGGAGGCGAGGGUGAUCCGUGAGCAGAUCCUGGAGACUAAAGGAGGAGCUGUUCCUAUUGUGGUUGUAGGCAACAAGAUUGAUCUUGCUGAUGAAAAGCGAGAGGUGUCAGUAGAGAUGGCGGAGUCCGUUGUGACAGUGGACUGGGAGAAUGGUUUCGUGGAAGCGUCUGCAAAAGAAAACACAAACGUAAACAAAGUAUUCAAGGAGUUAUUAGUUCAAGCAAAGGUCAAGUACAAUUUGAGUCCUGCGCUGCGGCGGAAACGACGACAAUCCUUACCUCCUCCACAACACCAGGCUGGUAACCCUGCCAUCCCCUCUGCAGCUCAGUUGGCUCAUCUACGCAGCAUCCAGGAGCGUCACACUGGGGCUGGUGGCAAACGUAACUCCUGCUCGAUAUCUUAAACUUGAACCGCUAGUUUGCAGUCUAUUGACUUGUAAACUGUAUAGUUUUGUUCUUUGAAUUAGUUGCAAUAGUUUGAUUUAUUUACUUUUAUUCUUUGAUGAUCCAUCAUACUAUAUCUACUCUCAUACACAAAAGGCUCAGCUACUGAUCGAGAAGGCCUGCUGUUGCAUACGCAUAUGUUAUAUAUUUAUCAUGUUCAUAGUUUUGUAUUUCCUUCUACUAACUAAAAUGUUAGAUAAAAAUAUCACAAGCAAUCUGUAACUUAUUUAAAUUUGAUAACUUUUGCCAGUUUUUUACGUAUAUAAAGAGUAAAUAUUACCCUACACAAGUGGCAACUAGUUUAACUAGGUAUAUGGAUAAUCAUUUUAUAUUGCAGGUGAAAAUAAUUAUGUACAGGAAGAUUUUGUAUUGUUCUUCCUAUUAUUUUGUUCUUAGUAUGUGCAUGGAUAUCAUUUGUAAUCACCUUAUAUAAUACAAAUAUUUUACUCUUAUAAGAUUUUUUCACGAUCCGUUUUUUAUCAGUAAAAAUGUGGCCUAUGAGCAUGGCAUGUGUUUUAAAUAUUAUUAUGUGUCGUGCAUAUUCUUGUGUGGUUAAAAUUUUACUUCUAUUUAGAAAAAAUAAGUUAUAACUGCUUCACUGUAAUUUACGGCUAAAAUACAGCUUUUAAACUUCCAAGAAAACCAUUAAUUAGUCAUUCGUCCCUCUCUGAGCUUUUCUAGCUAUCAGCAGAGCCUAAGUAUUCAUAAUAGGAUAAAUAAUUUAAAAUCUUAAAAUUAAACAUCAUACUUGGUCAGAUAAGUGUUCAAGAACUUUCCUUCGAAACAUGGAUAUUAUUUUAAUGUUAUGGAAUCCUGCUUUACUGAAUGUUUCUUGGCUGAACUCUUUACCAUAUGAACUCUUUACCACAUGAACUCUUUACAUGUGCCAUACAAUGUCACAUUUGUUCAGUAAUGUUGGCAUUGAAACUCUGCUAUAAAACUCAGAGAAAGAGAAGUAUCUCAUGGUAAAAAAUUAAAGAUUAUCUUUUUAUUUCACCAUUCUGGAAAGAUUUGUAAAGAUAUUAGCUAAAAACUGUAUGAAUCGUUUAAAGAAACACAUUUGAACAGUUAUAGCUUGUCUUGUAUGCAAAUAUAUAAAAGUGAUUUUGUGUUACAGAAGUGUCAAUCCGUUAUGAAGGAUUCCAUUUCAUCACCUUAAUUUUCAUCAACUUGCAGUAACAUUUUUUGUCUGGAAAUUUGAAACACUUACAGAGUCAUACUGAUAUAAGUUACAAUAUUACAUUAUUAGCAUUUCCAAAUUAUCAAAGGUGCAGGUUAAAAUACUUUUCGAUUUACAUUUGUUAAGGAUGUCCUCAAGUUAUUAAUAUGUGUGAGUUAAAUCCAUAAUACUGAAUGGAUAAAAAGAUAUUUUUUGUCUUUGUAAGGCAAACUAUAAAAGAGUGAACUAGACCCUUGUGUGACAUUUUAGAUAAUUAAUAACAACGACCAUUAGUUGAAUAGGCUUCGAUAAAUGUUUGUAUGGUAUGUUUAGGUUAUUUUUUGUUUUAUUAACUGGAUUAUAUAGUUAAAACAACAGUUUCAGUUAAGUUUUCAAGGGUGUUUCUAAAUUAUAAUAGAUUUUCAAUCUUCUCUGUAAGUAUGUCUUUGUUAUUUGGCUAUAAACCGGCUCCAAGUCACUACCCGGACUCUAAUCUGGAUCGAAGGAAUAAAACAAAACGAUCGAGUUCAAUAAUGCUCUAUUGUACCUGUUAACGUGUCUACAGAUAUAUAGUAAGUAUAAAUUUUAUGAAAAAUCAAAUAUUCCCCCUCCAUUGGUAUAAUACGUAGUUAUGUAUGAAUGAAAAGUCAAACUCUCUUGAUAUAUGAAUAUAUAAUUAUGUCUCUAUUUAUCAAACAAUUCUUACUUAUCAUUAAUAAACAAUCGUAAAAGAAUAAUGGAUAUAUUAAUCCACUCUUUGAACUACCUCAAAUUGUUGAUUAUAUAAAAUGAUACGUUUUAAACCAAUAAUAUACAGUCAUUUUUUACUAAAUAGUUUUUUUUAAUCUAUUAUCAGCGUCAUGUAUCAAGCACAGAAUUAUUUAUUACUUCCAUAAUUUGUGACCCUCACCGAAAACCCAAUUAUAAUAUGGAAAGCUAUCUUUUUAUAGUCUUGGACAUUCAAACUACUGUAUAUUUUUAGAUAUUUUAAGGUAAGCUACUUUAACACUUUACAUGUUUAAUUUAAAAUAUUAUGUACAAGUUCUAUUUUAUAUCAUACUUAUUCUCAAUAAUUUUCCCCCUAGCCUAAGGGUUAUAGGAGUUUCCAAAGGCCUGUAUACAGUAUGUCCAACUAAGUGUGAAUUUAUGUGUAUUAUACAAACUGUGUGAAUAAAAGAUGUAUCGGGUAACAAGCCUUUUGACUAGAUGUAAUUUUUUAAAGUUAAGUAGUAUAAUAAUUAAUUGGGUUUUUAGUCUAAUUAUUGAGCACCUUAGUUGUAUUUUUUUACAUCUAAUGUAUGUUUAAAAUUCAUAAAAUUAAUAAAACAUUUUAAAUGCAAAUAUAUAAAUUUAUAACAAUAUGUAUUUUUAUUUUUAAAACAAUUUAUAACUUUUAAUUUAUUUCGAUUGCACUUGCUUUAUAUAUUGUUGUAGUAUUUUUGUGCACUUUACAAAGACACGAUUGUGAAAAUAUUAUGAAUUAAUACUUUCACAAACAUUCGUGACAUUAAGGGGUUUUCAUGUGAAUAGUUUUGAAUUUGCAUUCAGGUAACAUUUAUAAUUGUUUCAUUUGUCACUAGUUUAAUCUUUGUGUUCCACUGUAUAGUUUUGGAUGAGAGUUCGUUUAAUAUUUUAGUUAUGAUAUAUCGAAUAGGACGGAUUAGCACCAUAGCCAUUCAGAGCUCAGGAUGAUAUGGUUACGGUGCUUUUGGUCCACAUUGGUUUUGAUAUAAACAAAAUAAAGUGACAACACGUUCCCACCUAAAUGUAUAUUGAUAGUAUAUUUUACCUUACACAAGCAUGAGAUUUAACUCUUGUAUACCUGGCAAAAGAAUUCCCACAGCAUUUAUAUACCGGCUGAAAUUAUUCUAGCUUCAGGUUAGGAUGUCUGGCGUAGUGAGAGACAGUGGUCAUAGUAGUAGUAGGGAGGUCUCACAGGCCUUUUACAAUUGUAUUGGUAAUAAAAGUGUUUUAUGCAAACCCAUCAAAUGUGUACCAACCCACUAAAUUUUGAUUCAAAAUAAUUGUAUAUCUGUAAUUGGUUUUGAUUUAAUUGUAUUUUCUAAAUUUAUAUAAACUAUUACAUCCAAUUAAAAAUAACGCUAGUCCUAUUUGUAAUAGGCUAUUCAGUAAUGUAGGUGCCACACUAUAUCGAAACCAAUGUGUCAGUUUCCUGUAGAAUUACAGUUAAUAUGAGUGUAAGAAUAGUUUAGAUGAGUGUAAAUAAGUGUAAAUAUCCAACAGAAUACACCAAUUACUGUUUACUGUGUUAAUAUGGUUGCGGCUAUAAGUGGAAGCUGGACUUUCUAAACUAAUAUGUGUCAUAAACCGUGACUAUAAAAUCAAUUAUUCUUCUUGAUAUAUGUAUAUAAA